CCGUAUCGUGUUUCUGUUUACCUGGAGACUUUGAACGCAGCAUGCAAACAUUUCCCAGCCCUCUGAUUGGUCCGUCAGCCUCUGUUUUGAUCACGUGACAGCAGAGAUGGCCGCCUGCAGCCGGAGCAGAGAUGGUCAGGACAGCAUACUGGAGGCGCUGUGUUUUCCAGAGCAGCCAGCUGAUGGCACCAGUGCUCCCAGUCUGCAUAGUGUCGGUGAAGAGCUGCUGGUGUGUCUGUUCUGUCCCGAGUCCGUCCCCCUGCAGCUGAAAGACGUCCUCCUCAAACACCUGCUGCUGGAGCACAAGCUGGUCAUCGCCGACGUCAAACUCAUCGCAGACCUCCCAAAGUACAUGUUGUACUGGAAGGGCAGAUUCUUGGAGCAGCCGGUCACAGAUUUCUGCAGCGUGAUCAAGACGAACUCCACCGGCCCCGUCGAGAAGCAGGAGGACUACUUCCUGAUGUGUGACGUCCUUCCAGAGGACCGAGUCCUCAGGGAGAACCUGCAGCAGAAACGACUGGAGGAGGUGCUGGAGCAGCAGCAGCAGGAGAGAGACGACAGCAGCUUCCAUCGUCUCUGCAUGUUCUGCAGCGACGAGUUCACCGGAAACAGGUCGUCGCUGCUGAACCACAUGGCCAGAGAACAUUCCUUCAGCAUCGGACUACCGGACAAUAUCGUCUACUGCAACCAGUUUCUGGACACUCUGCAGAGCAAACUGGACAGUCUGCGGUGUUUGUACUGUGAGAAAACCUUCAGGGAUAAAACCACGCUGAAGGAUCACAUGAGGAAGAAAGCUCACCGCCGCAUCAACGCCAACAAUAGCAUCUACGACCGCUUCUACGUCAUCAACUACCUGGAGCUGGGGAAGACCUGGGAGGAGGUGCAGAGUGAGGAUGACCGGGAGCUGGUAGACGACGGAGAUGAUGAUUGGUCGGACUGGCAGGCUCAUCCAGUCUCUGCUGUGUGUCUGUUCUGUGAUCACCAGUCAGAGACGAUGGACCAGAUCUACACACACAUGAAGGAGUCUCAUGGCUUUGACCUCCAUAGUCUGAGGACUGAACUCAACCUCCGCUUCUACCAGCAGGUCAAACUGGUGAACUUCAUCCGGCGGCAGAUCCACCAGAGCCGCUGCUACGGCUGCCAGGAGAAGUUUGACUCCAGAGACGACGUCCUCCGUCACAUCGUGGCUGAAGGUCAUGUGAUGAAGCUGCCAGACAUGUCGACCUGGAACCAACCACAGUAUUACUUCCCCACAUACGAGAACGACGCCCUCCUGUGUACGCUAUCUGACAGCGACGACGGUGAAAGGGACGAGGCAAGUCACGGCAGCGAGGACGUCCCGGUUAUCGCAGAGGACAUCUCCAACCUCAGAGCGCUAAAACAGAGCAGCGUCCUCAACCAGCUGCUGAAGAACAGAAGCUCCUGCAGCUAGACGAUGGACGAUGGACGGUUUUUAAUGUCGGGAUGGUCGGACUUCUUCGUUUUUGGACAAGUCUUCAUCAGACUAAGUGUCCUGUGUGCACCACAGCUGUGCAAAACCUGCGGAGAUGUCUUUGCACUUACAUACAUGUGGACAACACGGUAUCUUUCUUUUCAGCACUUAAACCGCUCUGUGAAAAACAAGUAAUUAACCCAAUCAUGCACCCGGAACAUGCACUUUAAAAGCAAUCAGAAGCCUUUUCAGAAGCUGCAUUUCAACAUUUACUUGCUACGAAUUUCCAUUCAAGCAACAGAGAUACAUUUAGACGUUAAGACGUAGAUGUUAAAUUUAUUACUUAAAGUAAAAAUUCUAUUGUAAAUUCAGAAACUAUAACCAGCACUGCAUGAAAGUAGGUGUCUCUCACAAGAACAAAAAGCAUCUUCCAGCUGUUUCUGUUGAAUAAAUGUUGUCUAACACCCGC
This is a messenger RNA of Sebastes umbrosus (honeycomb rockfish), 1901 nucleotides long. RefSeq names its product zinc finger protein 277 (gene znf277). The record is from RefSeq and is a predicted model, not a curated record. Lineage: Eukaryota; Metazoa; Chordata; Actinopteri; Perciformes; Sebastidae. The transcript has 12 exons. Bases 107 to 1432 code for a protein of 441 amino acids.